Molecule: messenger RNA, 748 nt
Organism: Electrophorus electricus (electric eel)
Lineage: Eukaryota; Metazoa; Chordata; Actinopteri; Gymnotiformes; Gymnotidae
Product: histone H2B
Cellular component (GO): nucleosome
Molecular function (GO): protein heterodimerization activity; structural constituent of chromatin; DNA binding
Source: RefSeq, a predicted model, not a curated record
GCAACGAUAGGAAGGUUCCUGUGAGAGGAGGGGUUGUUUUCUGGCCAAUGAUAGCUUGUCAUGACCGAGGAGGGGAGGGUGUGUUCAAAUUAGAAUACCAGAGUCUAAAUAAAUUGGGUGUUCAGGCGCAGUUUUUCAUUCUAUUGUGGUUUACUCAGCAACGAGCGUCAUGCCCGAGCCUGCCAAGUCCGCGCCGAAGAAGGGAUCCAAAAAAGCCGUGACUAAGACGGCCGGUAAAGGAGGCAAGAAGCGCAGAAAGUCGAGGAAGGAGAGUUAUGCUAUCUACGUGUACAAAGUCCUGAAACAGGUCCACCCCGACACCGGUAUCUCUUCCAAGGCUAUGGGGAUCAUGAAUUCCUUUGUGAAUGAUAUCUUCGAGCGCAUCGCUGGUGAGGCUUCUCGUCUCGCUCACUACAACAAGCGUUCAACCAUCACCUCCAGGGAGAUCCAGACCGCCGUGCGCCUUCUGCUUCCCGGUGAGCUGGCCAAACACGCCGUAUCUGAGGGUACAAAGGCCGUCACCAAGUACACCAGCUCCAAGUAAAGCGUCAUAGUGCGUCUUGACUAACCCAAAGGCUCUUUUAAGAGCCACCCACGUUUUCAUCAAAGAGAUUUUCUAUUAUGAGAGUGCAUGUACGGUAAAAUGAGAAUAUAGAGUUCUAGCCGAAGUAGCACUUGUGGGCUUUGGCCUCGUUUCUCUUUCCUCUUUUCUGGGCGUUUUAUUAAUCAAUUUUCGUACCCUUUAUUC